GGCGCUGCCUACCGCGGAGAGCCGCUGGAUAAUCUCUCCCUGCAGGAAUUAGAUGUGUGGAGAGCCUUACAGGUGGAUCCAGGACCGACCGGAGAGACCUGCUCCCGCCGGCUCGCUUUCCCACGUAGGGGUGGUUCACCGUGAAAAUGAUCUUCUGCAACAUUCCUCAGCACUAAGCCGGCAGUAUGGCUCCUGUUCCUCCUUCCAGAGAGGAGACCAGCAGCUCAUUAGCACUGCGCUGGAGGCUAACGCCGACAUAGAUAUCCACCGCAGAGGACACCCGCUUCAAACUGCGCCCCAGCAAGCUGAACUGAACUCCACAGUCAACGUCAAACACCUGAAUACGUCUCCCAGAAUAAUCCAGACGGGUGCCAAAGUGGCACAUGUUCAGGACAGUGAACUCACCACAGCGUUCCAACAUCUGGACUGAGGCCUUGGACCAUGUUCUGUCUCUGAUCGGGUGCUUCGGUGGCGGAGCUGGCCCGCGCAGCUCCUCCACACUUGUACAAACUCAGACUCUGAGCCAUGUCUCUUCUCCCAGCUCUGAGCAUCGUCUGUGGAUUGAUGCUUUAUGUUUUCUUUUGUACAGUCAAUACUCAGUAUUGUGUCCCACGAAACACUGUCCUCUACCAGGACAAACUGAAGUUGUUCAAAGAAGAAGGGAUCUUCAACUACUCCACUAUGUUGAUGAGAGACGACCUGGGUGUGUUGCUGCUCGGAGCACGAGAGGCCAUCUAUGCUCUGGACAUUAACAACAUCUCAGUCAGAAAAGCUGCAGUGUAUUGGCGAGUCCCUGAGGAGAAGCAGAGGGGGUGCACGUACAAGGGAAAACACUCUGAGGUGGAAUGCCGCAACUACAUCCGAACCCUGCACAGAAUGAAUGACACAACAAUGUAUGUGUGUGGCACAAAUGCGUUCAGCCCGACCUGUGACUAUUUGACAUUUUCUAAUGGACGGCUGAUCCUAGAGGGAAAGAAGGAGGAGGGAAAAGGGAAGUGUCCUUUUGAUCCCUUUCAGAGGUACUCCUCCCUCAUGGUUGGAAAUGACCUGUAUUCUGCUACAUCCAUCAACUUCUUGGGCUCGGAGCCUGUGGUUCUGCGCAGCUCAAACUUGGCUCUCCGCACAGAGUUCAAAAGCUCCUGGCUCAGUGAGCCCAACUUCGUCUACAUGGACUUUGUGAGCGAGAGCUUUGACAGUCCAGAUGGCGACGAUGAUAAGGUGUACUUAUUCUUCAGUGAAAAUGCCAUGGAGUAUGACUUCUACAGCAAAGUCGCUGUAUCACGAGUGGCCCGUGUCUGCAAGGGGGAUAUGGGUGGGCAGCGGACACUGCAGAGGAAGUGGACGUCGUUCCUGAAAGCACGUCUGGAUUGUCCACUCCCUGAACCCAGCCUGCCCCCCAUUGUCCAGGAUGUCUUCCUGCUGAAGCACGAGGACUGGAGGAAGAGCGUCUUCUACGCCGUCUUCACGCCGCAGUCGAGCUUGUCCCAGGUGUCUGCAGUGUGUGCUUACAAAGUGUCUGUCAUUAGAGAUAUUUUCAACGAGGGGAAGUUCAAGACGCCAGUCGCUGUGGAGACAUCCCAUGUGAAGUGGGUGAUGUACACUGGUGAGGUGCCCGUCCCCAGACCAGGAGCGUGCAUCAAUAAUGUGGCACGUGGAAUGGGGAUGAAUCGUUCGUUGGAUCUUCCAGACAAAACCCUGCAGUUCAUCAGGGACCGUCCUCUUAUGGAUGAAGCUGUCCGUCCCCUGACGGACGGGCCGCUGCUGGUGAAGAAAGGAGCCUCCUUCACUCGGAUUGUCGUGGACAGUGUAACGGCUCUGGAUGGACAGAAAUACAAUGUCAUGUUUAUCGGCACUGAGAAUGGCUACAUUCAAAAGGCUGUUAAUUAUGAUGGGAAGAUGUUCAUUAUUGAGGAGCUUCAGGCAUUCGAAAACCCAGCACCAGUCAGCAUCCUGCGCCUCUCUUCCUUGAAGGGUCAGUUGUACGCUGGUUCGGAGUUUGGUGCAAUCCAAAUGCCGGUCGCUAACUGCAGCCACUAUGAGACUUGUGUGGACUGCGUCCUGGCCAGGGAUCCUUACUGCGCCUGGGACUUGUCCGGUGCGGUGUGCUCAGCCGUCGGCAGCUUGUCCUCCCCUCCGAACACUGGAAUACAGAGUCUGCAGGAGGGGGAUGUGGCGCAGUGUCCUUCCCAAGCUCCGGUAGCAGCUGUCGACUUAACACUGGUUCCACAAAACAAUAUCCAGCUGCUCUGCCAGCCUCACUCCAACUUGGCACAGGUGUACUGGCGUCUCUCCGACCAAACGCUGCACUCCAGUGACAAAUACUACAUCUACGGCGGAGGCCUCCUCAUCCUGAGGGCCUCUGAAUCAGACGUGGGCCUGUACGUGUGUGACUCAGUAGAGCAGAUAAACGGCAGAGCGUAUAACAGGACUGUGGCAACCUAUCGUCUGCAGCUCUACUCUGGCCCGGCAGUGGGAGGCAGCCCCAGUCCCGGCACCGAGGUGACAAAUUCCUCCGACUCUGUUCACAGUCUGAAUACAGCCGCACCGGGGCCAAAGCCAGAGCCGGAGAUUACGGACCCGCUGCUCCCCGAGAAUCAAAGCGAAGGUGGCAGGGUGACGCGCCUGGAGGUGGCCGUGGCGCUGCUGUCGCUGUUCUGCCUCUCUCUGAUGGGGGUCAUUUUCUGGAUCUUGUAUCGGGGGCGUUUGGAGUGUUUCAAGUUCGCGCAGAGCUCCAGCUCAAGCGAGUCGAAAAGGCAGUCGGCCGAGUACACUCACAUCCCAAACAGAACUUCAGAGAUAAAGCUCCUGGGGCCCGAGUCUGGGAGACCUUGCAGUGCCAAUAAUAAUCACACUGCUGUUGACUUCAAAGGGAACGGGGAGCACCACUUCACACCUAUGGCCAACAUUUCAAGUCUGGACGGUCUGGGAUACAUAAAUGAUGAGUCAGAGAUUUGACUCUGCUGAGGCAUACAAUUCAGUGCAAGGCCACUGCUAGUGCACUCAUUAUCUUCCUCUAGCUGUAUUUCUGCUGGGACUUUGCUUUCAAAAACUGUUUUCACAUGUAAAAUUCUCUGAUUGGUGUCCUGUUUCUCUUUGCCAAUUUUCUACAGUCUAUCAUUUCCAUAGACCUACUGGGCAGCUGAUGUUCUCUAGGAAACAGUUUAAAAAAAUUCUUGUUUUUUUUUUUUUUUUUUUUUUUAGAAAUGUCUAUUUUUUGUAUGAUUUGUGAAUAUAAUUAUUGUUAAAUAUUAUGUAUAGCCAGUACUUUUUUAAAAUAUUUAUUUUUCACACUCGGUUUUUUUUUUUUUUUUUUACUUAAUAUUCAGAUGUUGUGUAACAAUUGUAAAUGUGGCCAACAAUGAACAAGUAGCAUGUUGAUCUUUGAUUUCCAAGCACAUUUCAGUUUAAGUUAACAUCCCACCUUCAGAGCAUCCUUCCAAUAUUUUUGAUGUGUUAAAGAUAUAUUAAUAAAUUGUUUUGCUCCAAUAUAUCACAGUGGCUCUGGAAAUAAGCAAACAGCAUCAAAAGGUGCAUUGAAAGACUAGAUUACAUUGAUCAGUUGUUCCUACAGUCGUGACUUAUAUCCUAACAGAAAUCGUUGUUAAACUUUAUUGUGGGGGUGGGAGGGGGGGGAGGGGGGGGGGUGUUAUCUGAUCUAAUUAAAUAUUCUAUUUUGAGAUGACUAUUUUUUUAUUUUCAUGAUUUGUAAUGUAAAAUGAAAUGAUGUGUAAGUUUAUGUAAAUAUAAAAUGUGUGCAUCAUUUUA
Messenger RNA from Salarias fasciatus (jewelled blenny), 3765 nucleotides. Its product is annotated as semaphorin-4E. Gene Ontology annotation, biological process: neural crest cell migration; ossification involved in bone maturation; negative chemotaxis. Bases 526 to 2955 code for a protein of 809 amino acids. Gene Ontology annotation, molecular function: semaphorin receptor binding; chemorepellent activity. The record is from RefSeq and is a predicted model, not a curated record. Gene Ontology annotation, cellular component: plasma membrane. The transcript is spliced from 14 exons. NCBI's taxonomy places the organism in Eukaryota, Metazoa, Chordata, Actinopteri, Blenniiformes, Blenniidae.